GUUUGGUCUUGGAUUUGGAGUAAAAAGCCUUGAGAGAAGCGAGAGAAAGAGGAGCACUUUAUUCUCUUGAAAUUGGAUACUUUAAUCAACUCCUAGAACAAGGAUUCGAAGGAGAGAGUACUCCCCUCGCCUUCUCCUUCUCCUUCUCCUUCUCCUACUCCUUCUCCUUCUCCUCUCACUUUCACACUCUGUCAUCACCACCAUUCUUUUCUUCUCCUUCCCCAAAAUCCAAGCUUUUUCAUUUCCAUGCAGUUGGUUCCAUACCUCCCAGUUCUCAGAAUCUUAUACUUAUAGUCUCCUUUCUUCAGUCGCCAGUCCUUCACAUCAGAAGCCGUCUGGGGAAAGGGCAAAAAAUUGCGAUUUUUUUUCUUUUUCUAAAGAGAAUCUGGCAGUGAUCCUGUCUACUUCCUUUGGUCUUGUUACACGUUAGAAUUUGCUACUAAAUCGAUUGGCAAGGGGAAGUAAAGUACUACCUCGUCUUUAUUUUCCAUCAAAAAUCUCUGCUUCGCCAUCCAGUUCUUGGGAGAAUCCAAGAAACAGUGCGAGGAAGAGGGGAGUUGGCUUCUUCCUGGUGUUCUAUCAAAUGCCUGAGUCAGUUGCAUGAGGACAUUCUGAAACAAUGAAAGAUGGGAGUUGGAAGAAAAGCAAGCUCUCAUGGUCCAAGGCCUUUGUCAGAAAAUGGUUCAACAUCAGGAGCAAAACCCAGGACUUCCAUUCAGAUGAUGUUGGAAGAGGAGGGGAGGAGGAAUGGAGGGGCAGCAUUGCAGGGAUGGAAGCAUUCUCUGUCAAGAAAAGCAAAACAGAGAGGCUGUCCAAGAAGAAAUCUGAUCAAGCUCGGAGAGGAAAGAUUGAUCUGAAUGCAUCUGAAGUCACUGAAACACUCCAUUAUAGGAUCUUUGUUGCUACAUGGAAUGUAGGUGGCAAAUCCCCACCUAGUAACUUGAAUCUUGAUGAUUGGCUUCAUACCUCACCUGCUGCAGACAUAUAUGUGCUUGGAUUUCAGGAAAUUGUCCCUCUUAAUGCCGGAAAUGUUCUUGGAGCAGAAGACAAUGGUCCUGCAAAGAAAUGGGUGUCUCUCAUUAGAAAGACACUGAACAAUCUCGCCGGCAAUAGCAGCAGCGGUAGCUUCCAGACCCCCUCCCCUAUUCCCAAUCCUGUCAUGGAGUUGGAUGAUGAUUUUGAAGGAACGUCUACUAGACCAACAAGUUUCUUCCAACGUCGAUCAUUCCAGUCCUUGAGCCGUAGUAUGAGAAUUGAUGGAGAUAUUUUGGCUCCACAACCAAGGCUAGAUCGUCGGCAUAGUGUUUGUGAGCGAGUUAUGUUUGCAAACAGAAGAAGUGACUAUGAUCCCAAUUAUCGAUGGGGCGGCUCUUCAGAUGAUGAUAACAUUAGUGGAGAUUCACCUAGCACAACAACAUACUGUUCACCAGUGUCCUAUGGCUAUGGAGCUUCCACAUCAAUGGAGGCAGGGCAAUCAAGAUACUAUUUAGUGGCAAGCAAGCAAAUGGUUGGAAUAUUUCUUACCAUAUGGGUAAGAGGGGAGAUAAGAGAGAGUAUAAGGAACUUGAAGGUCUCUUGUGUUGGCCGAGGGUUGAUGGGCUAUCUCGGUAACAAGGGAUCAAUUUCAGUCAGCAUGUCUUUGCACCAAACAAGCUUCUGCUUCAUCUGCAGCCAUUUGACUUCCGGACAGAAGGAUGGAGAUGAACUAAGAAGGAAUUCAGAUGUGAUGGAGAUUAUAAGAAAGACGAGAUUCCCACCGGUCGGUGGGUUUUAUGAUGAAAGGUCACCUGAAACUAUCCUCGAGCAUGAUCGAAUAAUUUGGCUCGGGGAUCUAAAUUACAGAAUUUCUCUUUCGUAUCGCUCUGCCAAGGCUCUUGUCGAAAUGAGGAACUGGAAAGCUCUGUUGGAGAAAGAUCAGCUUCGGAUAGAACAAAGAUGGGGUCGGGUGUUUCAGGAUUGGAAUGAAGGGAAAAUAUAUUUUCCUCCCACUUACAAAUAUUCAAACAACUCAGACAGAUACACAGGAGACGACAUGAACUUGAAAGAAAAACGUCGAACACCUGCAUGGUGCGAUAGAAUCCUGUGGUAUGGAAGUGGCCUCAACCAGCUCUCUUAUGUACGCGGAGAAUCGAAAUUCUCCGACCAUAGACCGGUUUCUAGCAUUUUUAUAGCAGAAGUCGAGUCAAUUAAUCAUAGCCGAAUACAGAACAUGAAUUGCUCUAGCUCUCAAGUGAACAUAGAUGAACUUUUGCAGUUCUCCAAUGGGUAUACAGAGCUGAAUUUCUUUUGAAGAGUGCAUCAAUACAGUUGGCUUAAACAGGAUCUUCCUUGUAUAUUCAUUCAACAAUCCUUUCACUGAUAAAGCAACUGAUUUGCUAAAGGUCAAUGGUGAACCCAAGGAUUGCAAGCUUUUUUUCCUUUGAUGUUCUGUUUAUCAAUUUCAAGUUGGUCUGUCUUUCUUUGAAGAUACAAACAGGAAGAGAGGCAAAUAGUAUGGGGCAAAAGAGAUUGAACCUUCAAUGGAGAACAUUAGCCUCAGUAGUCGGAACCAAGUUUGUUCAAAUGAGCAAUCAAUGGACACAAGAAUUCUUGCUCUAGGUGACACAGAGCUAUAAAGAGAUCCUGACAGAACUAACAUAAGCGACAGUUCAUCAUCAACCACAGGCCAAACUACUCGAGUCCCUUUUUUUUAUUGGUACUUUUGAUCAUUUUAUGUCAGGGCAGGUGAAAACUUGCAGUUUGGGGUGGAAAAGUAGGAAGCUGACAAUAAUAACAUUUACCAUUCUUUUUCAUUUUGUAUUCUAGAAAAAAAGGGCAAUGAACAUCUUCAUGCACACUCAUUGCACUGGGGAUAAAGAAGUGUAGGCUAUAAUAAGCUGUUGCAAGAGCAUGGGCAAUGAUCUUUAAACUGCAAAAGGCUAUUCUUA
Messenger RNA from Zingiber officinale, 2927 nucleotides. Its product is annotated as type IV inositol polyphosphate 5-phosphatase 7-like. Bases 620 to 2290 code for a protein of 556 amino acids. Gene Ontology annotation, molecular function: inositol-polyphosphate 5-phosphatase activity; phosphatidylinositol-4,5-bisphosphate 5-phosphatase activity; phosphatidylinositol-3,4,5-trisphosphate 5-phosphatase activity. The record is from RefSeq and is a predicted model, not a curated record. The transcript has 13 exons. Lineage: Eukaryota; Viridiplantae; Streptophyta; Magnoliopsida; Zingiberales; Zingiberaceae. Gene Ontology annotation, biological process: phosphatidylinositol dephosphorylation.